Molecule: messenger RNA, 2838 nt
Organism: Triticum aestivum (bread wheat)
Lineage: Eukaryota; Viridiplantae; Streptophyta; Magnoliopsida; Poales; Poaceae
Product: serine/threonine-protein kinase UCN-like
Exons: 1
Coding region: 49-1455 (468 amino acids)
Biological process (GO): protein phosphorylation
Molecular function (GO): ATP binding; protein kinase activity
Source: RefSeq, a predicted model, not a curated record
CAGGGGAAGCGAGACGGACAAACUACGCCGGCCCAUCCCCACCUUUAUAUGAGCACGUCCUCGCAAGCCCCUUCGCAGCCCGACACUCACGAGCCACGGCGCCACGCAAGGCUUUGGCGCGCGAUCAUGCAGCCCGCGGUCGGCACGGGCGUGAUGGACAUAGACCUCGGCGCGGCCCGGGCGGCGCGGGUGCUGGGCCGCGGCGCAAUGGGCACGGUGUUCCUGGUCGCCGCCGCCGGCGCCGAGGCCGAGGCCGGGUACGCGCUCAAGGUCUUCGACAAGCGCUCCCACGCGGCGGCGCCGCCCGGGCGCGCGGAGGACGCCGCGCGGCGCGCGCGCUGGGAGGUGUCCGUGCUGUCCUGGCUCGCGCACCCGCACCUGCCGUCGCUGCUGGGCCGCGCCGAGACGCCCGACCUGCUCGCCUGGGCCAUGCCCUACUGCGCCGGGGGCGACCUCAACGAGCUCCGCCGCGCGCAGCCCGACCGCGUCUUCUCCCCCGCCGCCGUCAGGUUCUACGCCGCCGAGCUCGUCUCCGCGCUCGCCGACCUCCACGCCGCCGGGAUCGCAUACCGCGACCUCAAGCCCGAGAACGUGCUCCUCCGCGCCGACGGCCACGUCACCCUCACCGACUUUGACCUCUCCCGGCUGCUCCCGCCCAAGUCCCCUUCCGCCUCCACGUGCACCUCCGCCUCGUCGCCGUGCUCGUCGGCUACGCCGUCGCCGACGGCGCCGAAGCCCCAGGGGCGACACUACCGCCACCUGCGCCGAAUCUUCGCGAGAAGCGAGUCCUCGGUGGCGGCGUCGUCCGGGCAGGAACCCCACAACCUGGCAUGGUACCUUAACAGAAGCGACGGCGGCGACGACAAGCUCAAGAAGGCCAAGUCCGCCAGGGCGUCGACGCCGUUGAGCCGCGGCAAGAACCACGCGAGCUUCCGCUCGGCCGCGAGCGGCGGCGUCGCGUGCGAGAGGUCCUUCUCGUUCGUGGGCACGGAGGAGUACGUGGCGCCGGAGGUGGUGAGGGGCGACGGCCACGAGUUCUCCGUCGACUGGUGGGCGCUCGGGGUGCUCGUGUACGAGAUGGCGUUCGGGAGGACGCCGUUCCGCGGCCGGAACCGGAAGGAGACGUUCCGGAACGUGCUGCUCCGGGAGCCCGAGUUCUCGGCCGACGUCGGGCGGCGGUGGCCGGACCUCACCGACCUCAUCGCGCGCCUGCUGGAUAAGGACCCCGCGAGAAGGCUGGGCUUUUCCGGUGGCGCCGACGAGGUCAGGGCGCACCCGUUCUUCGCCGGGGUGGCGUGGGACUUGCUAGGGGAGGUGUCCCGGCCGCCGUACAUCCCACCGCCGGCCGAUGACAUUGUGGCGUGCGAGGGAUUCGGCGUGGUAGAUUACUUCCAGAAGCUUCACCAGCCUCCACCGCAGCCGGACGGAUCGCCAGAGUCCUUGCCAGAGUUCUGACGUUCGUUCGUUAUUUUCACCUGCCAUGUCAGUUUUUACCGUUUUGCACCUUAGAGAAUCACUAUAUCUUGUGACUAGGGUUUACUUGUAUUGUGCUGGUCGUAUGUGUAAAUAUACGACACUAAGAGCAACUACCAACGGGUGACCCAAACGGACGCGGAUUUUGUCCGCAUUUUGUCCGUUUGGAUCGGCCAAGCGGAUAUGCAUGUCCGCUUUUUCGUUUGGGUAAGCCGGUGCGCCCAACGGGAGGCAAACCCAUUUGGUGCAUGUCCGUUCCAGCAUUUCAUCGAACACGUAGCAGGCAGGCAGCUCGCAGCGAGGCAGGGCGAGCGCGGCGCGGCAGGACGAGCAUGGCGGGCUGCAGCAGCACUGGCCGGGCGCGGGCGAGAGGCGAGGCCAGCGGCUGCAGCAGCACCAGCCGGGCGCACGGUGGAGCACGCCGACACCGCAGAAGGCCGAGCGCCGUGCAGCAGCCCCGGCCGCGGGCGCGAAGCCGGACGGGCGCUGGCGCCAGAGCGAGGCUAGGCCACCGGCUGCAGCACCGCCGGUCGGGGAAGCGGUGGAACACGUCAACACCGCGCAAGGACGAGCGCCGUGCAGCAUCCCCGGCCACGGCGCAUAGCCGGACGGGUGCUGGCGCGAGCACGAGGGUGAGGCCGGGCAUGGGCGCGAGCGCGAGGCCGAGCGGCGUGUAGCAGCCCCGGGCACGGUCGCGAGCGCGAGGCCGGGUUGCAGUAGCUUGAUGGUGUCGGUCAACACCAAUCCAUCAGCCAACGAACAAGAAGAAAACGAUAGUACGACAACGCGCUAGCUAGCUAACUCGCCGGUGUACCAUGGCUUCUUGGCCUCGACGACAUCGACGCUGGAUGAGGAGCUCCCUGCUCCUUGCUCAUGGAAGGCAGGCGCGGCCGACUACUGCUGCUCCUUCCCUGGCGGCGUCGCCGCGGCGUCGGAUCCCACCGGAGGGAGAGCUGCUGCACCGGCGGUGUGCCCAGCUACAUCGAAACCGCGGCGUGCUCUGUGCCGGCGCCGUCGUGGGUGGCGACAAAGAGGAAAGGAGGAGAGAGAAAGGGGUGGGAUGGAUGGUGAACUCUUUUGUUGGAUGAUAGAUGGGCCAGCAUGCAUGUGCAGCGGACAUAGCCGGAUGAAGAAGCCACCAAAAGCGCCCGCUUUGUGUCAGCUUCGGACCCAUUUCAGUCUCAAAUUUGGGAUGGAAAUGGGUCCGCGCGGACACAAAGGGGACGCAAAAUAGAAAUGGGUCUUUGCGUUGGGCCGUCGUUUUUGUCCGCGCGGAUUCAAACGGACGUGUGCGGACGAAAUGGGUCGCCCCAUUGGAGUUGCUCUAAGAUUAUGCCAGAGUAAGUUUUGCUUCGCCAAAAAAAA